UCCUCUACUAGAUCGCGGGCCUUAAGUAUCGUACCAAGAUCGAAACGUCGUGGGCUCUUCGCCCAGGUCGCGUUCUUACCAGAGGUCAAUAGACCGUACGACUACUCAAACAGAGAAAAAUGGACUAUCACCACGUUUGUAGCUAUAGCCGCGGCAGCAGCACCAAUGGGCUCAGCUAUAUUCUAUCCCGCCCUCCCUCAAAUGUCCGCAGAAUUCGGCGUCUCCUCUACAAUCGUCAACUUAUCAGUCGCCUUCUACAUGCUGGCUAUGUCCAUCUUUCCGCUCUGGUGGUCUUCCUUCUCUGAGACACUCGGACGCCGUACCAUAUACCUCUCGUCCUUCCUUCUCAAUGCCAUCUUUUCGCUAGUUAGCGGCCUUAGCGUAAACAUUGAAAUGCUGAUCGUGUUCCGGAUCCUCGCCGGCGGUGCGGCGGCCUCGGUGCAGGCCGUGGGCGCAGGAACAAUCGCCGACAUCUGGGAGACCACCGAGCGGGGCAGGGCAAUGGGGAUGUUCUACCUCGGUCCGCUCAUGGGGCCGUUGCUGGCACCGAUCAUAGGCGGUGCACUGGCAGAAGGGUUCGGCUGGAGAAGUACCAUGUGGUUUCUGACCUGUUACGGCGUGGUCGUAUGGCUCUUAAUCCUGUUUGCCCUGCCCGAGACGCUCGCAAAGCGGAAGCCAGUUGUCCUCCCAUCCGCUGCCGAAGGGGCGGGAUUAUCACGCGUCCCCACAACUCGCUCUGUCCAGAUCCAGUCGCGCCGCGCUGCCGUUUUCCUCAAGCGCGCCUUCCUCGACCCUUUGCAGGUGGUGACAUACCUCCGAUUUCCCGCCGUGGCCAUCGUCGUCUACUACGCAGCCAUCACUUUUGGCACUCUCUACGUGCUGAACAUCAGUAUACAGUCGGCAUUCUCAGAGCCGCCCUACGGGUUCUCGACCAUCAUCAUUGGACUGCUGUACAUCCCGAGUUCAAUGGGGUACUUCAUCGCCUCUUUGCUCGGCGGACCGUGGAUCGAUCGGAUCAUGGUGCGUGCGGCGGAGCGGGCAGGUCGGUACGACGAGAACGGGAAGUUGAUAUAUCUGCCCGAGGAUCGGAUGCGCGAGAAUGCGUGGAUCUCCGCCACUCUCUACCCCGGGGCGCUGAUCUGGUACGGGUGGUGCACACAGUUCGGCGUCCACUGGAUUGCGUCGUGCGUUGCGAAUUUCUUCUUUGGCCUUGGGUCCAUGUUGGUAUUCAGCGCGGCGACGACGAUGCUGACCGAGUUUAUGCCGCGCAAGAGUAGUAGCGGCGUGGCGUUGAAUAACUUCGUGCGCAACAUAUUCAGUUGCACUGGGGGAAUUAUCGCCCAACCGCUAAUCAACGUGAUGGGUCAUGGGUGGAUGAUGACUAUGUUUGGCCUCAUUGCUUGGAUAAGUGGGAAUUUGUGCAUUUGGUUUUUGAGAAGAAACGCGCAGAGGUGGAGGGCUUCCAUGGACAGAGAGUUAAAC
Messenger RNA from Truncatella angustata, 1482 nucleotides. Its product is annotated as major facilitator superfamily domain-containing protein. The record is from RefSeq and is a predicted model, not a curated record. Gene Ontology annotation, biological process: transmembrane transport; intracellular polyamine homeostasis. The transcript is spliced from 2 exons. The annotation marks the transcript as partial. Gene Ontology annotation, molecular function: polyamine transmembrane transporter activity. Lineage: Eukaryota; Fungi; Ascomycota; Sordariomycetes; Amphisphaeriales; Sporocadaceae.